AUGCAAACCUUCAAGGCCCUCAUCUCCCUUCUCCUGACUGCCAGUCUUGCAGUCAACGCGGAGACAACAUCCUGCGUUACCUCAACCAAGGCCUUUCCUACCAUCACCUCCAUUAUCGUCGAACCGACCAGCACUUGGUCCGGCAAUGGCACAUGUGGCGGUCCUCAUACCGUGUAUACCACUGAGUAUCACGAGUUCUGCUCCACCGGUCUGCGUCUGCACACGUACACCAUCACUGAGGCUUGCCAUAAGGAAAAGUGUCAGCCUCGCACUACUGGUGUUCCGCCUGGUUUUACCUCAACUGUUACUGUUUGUAACUCUUGUGGCGAGAGGCCUAUCACUGCGACGCUUACUGUUCCGUGCCCUGAGGCUACGGCUACCAGGGGCCCUGGCAAGCCUCCGGUCAAGCCACAGCCUGUUCCAUCUGCCCCUGCUGUGAAGCCAGUUCCUACGGGCCCUCAGCCAGAAGAAUGCACUACGUGCGGCCCCAAGCCAACCAAUCCAGGCGAGGACAAGGCAGAGCACCCCAACUCUCCUGCAUGCACCACUUGCGGCGGAUCAGGACAGCCGUCUCAGCCCCCUGCUCAGCCCAACCCUCCCGCUGCAUGCACUACUUGUGGUGCUGGAGGAGAAGCGCCUCAACCCCCUGCCUCCCUGGCAACCUCUGUUAUGCCCGGCCCCUCCGGAGAGAAGCCGGGAACUAGUCCUACCAGCCCAUCUCCUGGAGCUCCAUCUGUCAUCACUGCUGGCGCUGCCAAGUCUUCGUACGCUGAGCUGGGUCUUCUUGGAGUCUUUGGUUUUGGUUUGAUUCUGUUAGGAGUUCCUCUCUAG
Fusarium musae is the source of this 831-nucleotide messenger RNA. RefSeq lists its product as uncharacterized. The coding region runs from base 1 to 831 and encodes 276 amino acids. The transcript has a single exon. NCBI's taxonomy places the organism in Eukaryota, Fungi, Ascomycota, Sordariomycetes, Hypocreales, Nectriaceae. The record is from RefSeq and is a predicted model, not a curated record.